Molecule: messenger RNA, 5676 nt
Organism: Tachysurus fulvidraco (yellow catfish)
Lineage: Eukaryota; Metazoa; Chordata; Actinopteri; Siluriformes; Bagridae
Product: solute carrier family 35 member D3
Exons: 2
Coding region: 966-2216 (416 amino acids)
Cellular component (GO): Golgi apparatus
Molecular function (GO): antiporter activity
Source: RefSeq, a predicted model, not a curated record
CCCACAUUUAACGUAAAGAACAGAGCGCAAAUCUAUAAAGCCUACAUGAGUGUAAGUUAUCUCUUUUUCUUUUGGAUAAUGUCCAUCUUCACCCUAUAGCUGGAAUAAAUGAUGCUUGCCAAUCAAUGCCUGCUUUUUUUAAGCACGUUCAACUUUCCACAAGUGUCGUACGCUAUAAAUUCUACAUUCAAGUUAUGGAAUUGAUCAGAAGAACUGGGAUCACACCCAUUAUUUAUGCUCAUUGUCAAGGUUGCAUGUAAUGCAUUUUGCUCUAAAGCUGUGUUAGGUGUACAAGAACAAUCACGCACCCUUGCGAGCCAAAAAUGUGUAUAUCGUUCUUUUUAAAAUACACUGUUCAAUUGCAUCUUAUUAUAAUCAGAUUUCUUUUUUGAACAGAUGUGUUAGAAUUUGUUUGGAUAUUGAUGAACUUGGGUGAAAAUGUAUACUACAGUAUCAUGGUGAUUUUAAUAAACUAAUCUAAAAUAAAUGUUUAUAAAACUCAAGCAUGUAAGUAAUUGAAAGUAUGAUGAUUGGCUGUUAAGAGUCUCAGACCUCAAUCAGUUCUUAUCUGGCAGUUAUGAAGCCCAGUGGAGCUGCAGGAGGCGCAGUGUGUGGCGCAUUGAGUUUAAUAAAGCACGUCCUGCGCGCACACACACACACACACAUACAGUACUCGGGGGAGGGAGGACACACCGUUUUUUUUCUUCUGUAAUCCCUUACAGUGUGUGGACAGUGUAGAAUGAGGUAGCAGGGCUGCAGGAAACCCCCGAGAUUCGUGUCACCAGGACAGUGGGAUGAGUGAGUGUGAGUGGAUUUGGGCUUUGGGUUUAAAGCAGCAUUUCGAAGAAACUUCACCUGCAAGGUCUCAUUCCGACAUGGCCAUUUUUUAAUAACUGCUAUAUUGUUUGUCAAGAAAGAGACUGAAAUUUUCAAGAACAAAAAAAAGCUACUAAUAAAAGCGCACGAUGGAAGUUUGCAAAGGGAGAUUGCUGGGGAUCACUGUGGCGGUGGCGCACGGUGUUUUCUCCGGAUCGCUUAACAUCCUGCUAAAGUUCCUCAUCACUACGUACCACUUCACGUACCUGACUCUCAUCCAGUUUCUGACCAGCUUCACGGCGGUGAUUACGCUGGAGGUCCUGCGACGGAUCGGUGCAGUGAACAUCCCGCCGCCUAGCGCGCGCCUGACCCGAGUGUUCGCUGGUGUGUGCGCGCUCUCCACGCUGCAGUCCACGCUCACGCUGUGGUCCCUGCGCGGCCUCAGCCUGCCCAUGUACGUGGUGUUUAAACGCUGUCUGCCGCUCGUCACUCUCGCUGUCGGUGUGUGCGUCCUUCGGGACGGAGCGCCAUCAUUCGGGGUCACCGUGGCUGUGCUUAUAACCACCGGCGGAGCUGCACUCGCGGGUGCAGGAGACCUCACAGGCGACCCCUUUGGCUAUGUGACAGGCAUUUUAGCUGUUAUUAUCCAUGCCUCAUACUUGGUACUCAUCCAAAAGACAAGUGUGGAAAGCGAGUACGGUCCGCUGACGGCUCAAUACAAUAUCGCCUUGGUGGCCUCGCCCGUGCUGCUUGUCUGUUCCCUCGUGAGCAUGGAUGCCAUUGACAUGUGGACCUACGAGGGCUGGAGUAAUCCGAUCAUCACAGGAAUCUUCUGCGUCUGUGUAAUUAUUGGCUGCGCUAUGAACUUCACCACGCUGCACUGCACGUACAUUAACUCAGCAGUGACCACCAGCUUUGUGGGGGUGGUAAAGAGCAUUGCUACCAUCACUGUGGGCAUGCUGGCCUUCAGCGACGUCGAGCCCACCAACCUGUUCAUAGCCGGUGUAGUGGUCAACACCGUCGGCUCCAUCACCUACUGCAUAGUAAAGUACUACGAGACCAAGAAGAAGCUCAGCUAUGAGGACAUGGAAAAGGCCGCAAAGGAUGAGGAACCACCCGGAGAGCCGUAUGUGGAACCUCCAACCAAACCUGAUGGAGAUGUGGAGAGUUUUCCAAAUGGCUGCCUGACUGAAUCGUUGGAGGGCAGUGGCCUGGGUCAUGUGUCUGACAAUAAAGUUGCAGAAUCUAUAGAGUUACAAACACCAGCACUGGCACCAGAGAGCGAACCUGGAAACCAGAAUUUAAGUAACAAUUUUGUGGACGUGUGGCGAUCAGUGCGCACCUUAAAGUUCCUUAAGAAAGACACAUUAUUGGACAACAUGGAGGUGCAAAGUCCUUGAUGAAGGUUAAAAGAGAUGCAUGCUAAGUUUAAACAUUCUCACAGACUGACUAUGUGAGCAAGAGGAAUGUUGCCUUUUAUUACUCACUCUCUUAAACCUGGAUUUAUGGAAAGCUAGUAUUUUUUUAAAAACAUACUAUGAUUUGUUUGUAAGUAGGCAGAAGUCAUAUAUAGGCUGUUUUUAAGAAUGGGCGUUCAUGAUGACUGAUCAGUUCUCUCAGUGUCUUAUAGGGCAUUAAAUCCUUCAAAAAAUGUAAUUCUCACAGUUUUACGUAUGGUCGAACGAGGCGGUUUACAUUAGAUGUAGGUGAUAAGGCAGGACGUGUUUGGUGUGUGAAGUUUUCUUUUUAGGUUUUGCAAAACCUACCUAAGAAGUAAUUCAUUUAAUAGAUGACUUCCCGUAAGCUAUAAACAUAAACAACCUGCACAAUGAAACUGAAAAUGGUUACAGGGCAGCCAUCUUGGAAAACCACUUUUCCCCUUAACACAGUUUAUAUAUACACUCUUAGAAAGGGUUAUUCAACUGACACUUAAGAGUUUACUUUGUAUUAUACAAGUUUAUUCAAAGCUUUCUAAAACUAAACACUAUCAGAGAACCCUAUAGGAUUUAUCAAAACUUAAGAGGAACCCUUAAAAGUUCUAGAUUUUCUAGUAGUUGUAUAUUCUAGACCAGACCUUGUCCAACUUUGUUUUUUGUAUUCAAACUUUUUCACCUUCUCAGGUCUUAGUUAACUGUGGUUAGCUGGUUACAGACACUUUCCCCAUUUUUGCCAACAUCUUUAACCCCAAUAACAAGCUUGUCAAUACUUAAAAUAAAGGGAUAUACGAGACAUUUUGACCAUUUUUGACCAAAUGGUUUAAACAUAAUCAAUUUAAAAAUGAGGGCACUGCAUUAGUGCAUCAAGGCCAAAAAUAUUAUAAGUGUGAAAAGGGAGAAGGAGGCGGGGCUUGUUUUCAUUAUUGAGAAAAACUUAUGUCAUUUUCUUGUUGGCAUAUUUUCCAACAUGCUCCAAUGUUAAAAUUUUGUUCACAGUUCUAGUAUAGCAUAGUAAUUUAAUUUAAUUUAAUUUGUUUAUUUGUUUAUUUGUUUAUUUAUUUAUUUUAUUUUAUUUUAUUUAUCCAAUUUAUAAAGUAGUAUCUUCUUGAUAAUCAGGAACAUUUUUCUAUACUAUUCAGUUACACAACAACUAAUUGUGCUUUAAUUUAAAUAAUUAAUGUAAAUGAAAUAUUUCUUAAAACAUACAAAUUAAAACAUUACUUUUUUUAAUGCAGUGCAGAAAUGACAAUAGUAAUACAAAUUCCUUUUUUUUUUAAUCAACCAAGAAUUAUAAUUUAUUUUUGGAUAGUCUUUAAUUCAUCUGGAUCUGGAACUGAAGCAGAAAGCUGGAAGUAAUGUGGAUCGUAAUACAGUUCCAAUCUAAUUUUCUAAACACAUCCUGCAUGGAUGUGUUUGAAAAGACUGAACUUUAUGCAAAGUUUAUAGUAUUUGUCAGGAACACUAGAAUAUUACUGAAAUGGACCCCAUCCUAGGUGUAUUCCUGCUUCACAUCCAGUGUUCAUGGGAUAGACUCUGUAUCAGUAAAAAGUUCGCACUUUGUGUGAAAGGCAAACUUCACACAUCAAAUGCAUCACGUCUUGGCUCAUUGCUAAUAUUUAAGGGGAAUAAUUGUGUAAAUUUGUUGAAUUGAUUUGUAAAAUUUGAUGUUUUAUUUUUUAACGAAUCCUUUAAUAAGAAGAAUAUGAUUAAGAAACAAAUCAUUUCAAUUUUCUGAUAAACAACUGAGAUCUUUAGAAUCUAAUUUCUUAUCUAGUUUAUUUUUAGCAUUUUUUUUUUUAUUAUUUUCCUGCACGCGUCAUCUGUCCCGGUCUGGGUUCUGUUCGAGCUGAGAAAAUGCGAUGUCAAAAAAGAAGCCAUGAUCAUUACUUGCAUGUGUCGUGUAACAGUAAUCUUAAACAAGUUUGAUAUGAAACACUUGAAAUGCUCAUGUUAUCAUUAACGAUCAAGCGUCUAUCAGAGAUUCCUGCUGGCUGCCCUGCUUGAGCUGUCAUUGAAGACUUGUUCUGAAUUACACACAGAUGACUUUGAUAAGGGUCACUGAACAUGAAAACGAUCUGGAUUCACUCUGAGAGAUCAGCUCGAGGGCAAGAAGAUCUUGUCUUGGCCUCUUAUCCUUAAUCUUGAAGUCAGCAUCAUUAGAGAAUGUAUUACCUAAGUUUAUAUAGUUGAGGGGGGGUCCGAGUCGAGACACGCCAGGAUGCGACCACCUUCUGAGACCGUGAGCACUGCGAUUUUUUUCCUAUCUCUAACUCAUAUGAGUAUGUUCUGUGUAAAGGGAUGUCUUUGUGAUUAAAAGAGCACAUAUAUGAAUGUAAAAGCUUCCCAGACUUUUUUAACACUUGAUGAACAACAGAUGCUUUUUACUCCAAAAAUACAAAUUUAGCUUAAUCAUCAUCAUAUUUGAACAAGAAAUUGUUUUUUUGAAAAUGUACACAAGCACAAAGGGUGAAGUUUCCUUUUAUCUAAAACACAUACGAUGAGUGGAUGUUCUACGAGGGAUGUGGUAGCUCAGUGGUAAAGUGGUUAAGGCAUUCGACUACUGAACGGAAGGUUGGUUCGAAUCCCAGGUCAACCAAGUUGCCACUGCAGGGCCCCUGAGCAAGGCCCUUAACCCUUAAUUGCUCAGGGUGUAUAAACUGAAAUAAAAAAAAUGUUAGUCACUCUGGAUAAGAGUGUCUGCUAAAUGCUGUAAAUGUAAUGUAAAUGUUCUCGGUGCACACAUUAAUACAGUGUGUAAUGUUCUGCAUUAAUGGAAUAAGCCAACACAUCUCCAUCCACUACAGCUGUCAUCACUAUCCACCAUCCACCAUAGACAAUCAUUUCAACAGUUCUCAGUACUGAGAAAAUCAAACAUAUUCAAAACUCACUUAUAAUUGUAGACUAUGGGGCAGUUAUUAAAUUGAGUCGAUACAAAAAUUUAAUGAGAAACAAAAAUUUUCUUUUCUUUUUUUAAAAUUUUAAAAAUCAAGAAUAUCUAAUUAUGUGCUUCAAGUCUUACUCUUUAUGUGGAGUUUUCUUUGGGGUAUCUAGAUUCCUCCUAACUCCCAAAAACAUGCUAGAUACUUCAUCUGGCUACUUUUUAUUGGCCAUAUGAGUGUGAACAAGUGUGUGAACGAGCGUGUGAAUGUGUGAAUGAUGCUUUGCAUCAGACUGUCUCAUCCCAGGUGUAUUCCUGCUUCACACCCGGUGUUCCCAGGAUACAGGAUGAUCUCUGAUAUAGAGUGACCCAGACCAGAAUAAAGCAGUUACUGAAGAUAUAUUUCUUUUAAGGUAUUCAGAAAGUAAGCCCUAAAUCUGUAAACAAAAUUUGUCUUCACAUAACUUUUCAAUUCGCAGUUGUGUUACUAAACCUAACAGUACAUUUCUGGAAAACUAAAUAAAUAUUUUUUUAAUGUGUUGAAAA